CUUCUCUCCAGAUUCUCAGUCGGGCUCUCUGACUCUGAUCCCGCGCCCUGCUCCGGCGGUGAGCAUGGCGUACGCCCGACAGGAGCACCUCCCCCCGCGGCCCCCUCCCCUCUUCCUACUCUCGAUUCUACCCCUGCUCGUGCUCUUCACCUUCUCCUCCGCCGCCGCGCCCCCGGCCGCUCUGCACAACAACAACUGGGCCGUGCUCGUAUGCACCUCUCGCUUCUGGUUUAAUUAUAGACAUAUGGCCAACACUCUGUCUUUGUACAGGACUGUUAAGAGAUUAGGUAUACCUGAUGAGCGGAUAAUACUUAUGUUGGCGGAUGAUAUGGCUUGUAAUCCUAGGAACAAUUACCCUGCCCAAGUCUUCAACAAUGAGAACCACCAGCUUAAUCUAUACGGUGACAAUGUUGAGGUUGAUUACCGAGGUUACGAGGUUACAGUUGAAAACUUUUUGAGAGUUUUGACUGGAAGACAUGAGAGCUCUGUACCAAGAUCAAAGCGUCUUUUAAGCGAUGAAGGAAGCCAUAUUCUUUUGUACAUGACUGGACAUGGUGGGGAUGAAUUCUUGAAGUUCCAAGAUAAUGAAGAACUUCAAAGCCAUGAUCUAGCAGAUGCAGUAAAGCAAAUGAAGGAGAAGCAUAGAUUUAAAGAGUUGUUGAUAAUGGUAGAUACCUGCCAAGCUGCUACUCUGUUUUCACAGCUUCAAUCACCGGGUGUUUUGGCGAUUGGUAGCAGCAAGAAGGGGGAAAACUCUUACUCUCACCAUCUCGACUCAGACAUUGGUGUUUCUGUUGUGGAUAGGUUUACCUUUCAUACACUUGCCUUCUUUGAGAAGCUGAACAUGUAUAGCAAUGCCUCAUUGAACAGUCUUUUCAACUCAUACGAUCCUUCCAUGCUACUGUCGACUGCAUAUUAUCGAAUUGAUCUUUACGAGCGCGCCUUAAACGAGGUCCCUGUUACAAAUUUCUUUGGGUCAGUCAUGAAGACUAUCCACACUGAUUCAGCCUAUACAGGCUUCUUAGCUGCACGCGAGGUAGAAACCCCUCUGUCUAUGAGAAAUAAUAUACUUGACGGUGCCAUGUUACAGAAUGAGGCUAACGCAAGAAGAUCGAACAUAGAAAAUAUGAAAGAAGCACAAUUGAGGUCCGAUGGAUGGACAGAGGUCCUGCUAGAAGGCAAAAAUUCUGACACCGUUGUGAUGUAUGGUCUGGGAACUAUGGGCGUGUUAUUGGCAAUUUCUACCGGGUUAUCAAUUAAGGCACUCUGAAGUGUGCUGUUAACAAGUUGUCAUCUUGCAGAAAAACUUGAAUUGUACUAACUCCCGCUGAAUUGGACCAAAAAAGAAGAAAAAUAAGAAAUGAGAUAUUUGGAAGUCAACAAUCUGUAUUUCUCUUUUACUUUCUUAGUAUGCCUCUUUCAUCCAGGGAACAUUGCACACCUGCAUGUGCUCAAUGGCAUCUGUGCCGUUAGUUGGCAUAAUGUAGAGAAAUUACUGUCCUUCGUGAAUAUGUUUGAUAGACUUCUUAAUCCUUAUUAGGAAAGGUAUAAUUUUUUUCAUUUGUCCUGCCAAAGUUCCAAUAUGUAUGUUACUCAUUUUGUUGAUCAUGUAAAUGCUAGGACCAUGUAUCUCUUGUUUUUAAUGGGUAUUACAUGUUGAUUACUA
Messenger RNA from Lolium rigidum, 1666 nucleotides. RefSeq names its product putative GPI-anchor transamidase. The transcript has 10 exons. Lineage: Eukaryota; Viridiplantae; Streptophyta; Magnoliopsida; Poales; Poaceae. Bases 65 to 1270 code for a protein of 401 amino acids. Gene Ontology annotation, molecular function: GPI-anchor transamidase activity. The record is from RefSeq and is a predicted model, not a curated record. Gene Ontology annotation, biological process: proteolysis; attachment of GPI anchor to protein; protein localization to cell surface. Gene Ontology annotation, cellular component: GPI-anchor transamidase complex.